Ceutorhynchus assimilis (cabbage seed weevil) is the source of this 2023-nucleotide messenger RNA. The record is from the annotation of a GenBank genome assembly. NCBI's taxonomy places the organism in Eukaryota, Metazoa, Arthropoda, Insecta, Coleoptera, Curculionidae.
GCCGGACUUGUUUUGUAAUUAGUUUUGUUUAAUCAAAUUUUUAAAGUUGCGUUUUUAAAUAAUUAUUGUUUAUAUUAAUUAAUUUUCGGGUAAAGUCGUAAAGAAAUCCGAACGUCCACCUACAGUUGAAUAGUCCCAAGUUCGCAGCGUGCGCCGAUUCACUUCACACAACGUUAUUAGUUACCUAUAUAGAGAGAAAUCCCGUGUCGAAAACAACGAUAAAUAAAAAAGUUUACGGCAAUGAACGGCGAAGAAGUUGAAGAAAAUGGAAAAAUGGAGUGUUUGGAAAUUGGAAGUCAACUUAAAAGUAAAAUUGAAAAUGUUCAAUUUCAGAUAUUAAACGCUCUCAGAUAUCAUAAUCAUUUAAUAGAAGAAAAGAAAAAAGAGCCUGCAGAUAAAUCAGCGGAACAAUUAUUAUUAGAUUCUGAUCUUCAAGAAGCUAAACAAGAAUGGGAAAAUAUCAAAUAUAAGCAGCGAAAGCUGAUUCGUAGACUGAGACAAGAAUACAAAACCUAUCAAGCCACUGUUAGAAAUACAAGUGUCAACAGUGCGGUAAAAGAACGCAAACACCACUUAUCCUAUGCAAUAAACAGAACCCGUAAACAAAAUUUGCUACCUCGCAGACGUAUCUCACCGAUACGCUCAUACGAAAAUGAACCGGAAAUUACGAGGUCACCAUCCCCAUUGCCCAUUCCAGAAAACCACCCCAUCAACCCCGAGGAUACAAACCAAAAUUCGUUUUUGUUUUAUUUCCGUCUUACCACUCACGAGAAUUUCACCGAAAUGCAGAAAAAAAGGGCCGAAAGGAAACGAAGAAGCACCGUGAAUCCUCAAUUUCUUUAUGGUAAUAAGGGUUGGGACUUUUUAGGACCUAUAGUGAAAAGAAAACGUAGCAGUUUCUUGGCUCAUCCUCCUUCACCACCCAACACUAGAGGACGCAAAAAGCAAGAAAUUAUCAAAAAGUCUGUUUCACCACCUGCUACUACCAAUGGCAAUCAUAGUGAUAAAACAAUUAUUGAUAAUAGAGUAAGCGGUUUUAUACCAUUAUUACCAACUUUGAAAAAUUUGCCACCUGGACUAGUCAUCGAACCAAUCAGUCCUAAUAACAAUCCUGAUUCUCAAAGAUGUAUAAUUUGCAAGCAACCUGGUGCACUAUCACUAUGCGAACAUUGCACGAACGGAUUCCACAUGAGCUGUCACAAUCGUCCUUUCGCCCGAACGCCGAAACAAUGUCCCAAGUGUCUUCGUGCCAAGAUCAAGGAGGAUCAACUUUUGGCGUGCAGCAGCAGCAGCAGCAGUACAUCUUGUAGUUCGCCGAUGUCCGUCGAUUCAAACCGAAGUCCAACGCCUGAGGAAAUUCUAGAAAAACUUCAAUUGAAACGGGAAUGUCAAGAGAAGCGUGCGGAACUGUUGGCGGAAUUGACUCAGUUGCAAAACCGCCAUUCGGAAUUGACUGUUAUUCUUAAGAACCAGGACGAGGACAAGCAACGUUUGACGCAAAUCAAUAAGUCGACUGAGGCUAAAAUUGAUGAGCUGAUUAGGUUUAUUGAAAAUGUUAAGCGAAUUCCUGUCGCGGAACAAGUUAUUUAAUUUUUAGGCAUUGUGUACCUCAAAUUUUCCUAAUAAGUGACUUUAUAUGUUUUUGUACUGUUUUUUUUUUAAACUUAAUUGGUUGAAUCUUAGUUUUUACUUGUCCUUUAUUCGAAUUGUACAUAUGUAUUUGUAAUAAAAAAAUAAUUGCAUUUUUUCUUAUUUAUACAAAACUGGAAUUAUUUAAUACGAUAUCAAUCGUGACAAGCUGAAUCCGGAGGAAAGUUUCUUAGAAUAAGGUGGCUCUUUGUUGGUUUUCAAAUAAAAUGAUCCAGUCAGGGUGGUAUUCAGGUCGCCCAUUGGUACUGUGACUUUAUCGCAAUAGCUUAUCUUGUAUUCAGCCCAGCUGUUGCAUUUUUGAGCUACCAUCUCGGUGGGGUUCAGUAAUGCUUCUGUAAAGUAAGCCCAUGAUCUUCGGUGGUCACACAAUACU